UCAAAAUUAUUUCUUUUUUAAUCAAACUACUUUAAAGCUCAUCGAUACACCAACAUAUGAACAGUCUAUUUAAUAUUUGUAAUGAUAGAGGUCCCAUAUAUGAGUUCAAUUUGUCAUAUUACUUUUGAAUAUUUUUUCAAUACAACAUUUUAUUUAGCAUGAGUAACAAAACACCCUUAAUAACUCUCUUAAGCGACAAUUUCUUUUUUCCUAUAAUUUUUUAUUUAUUAUUUUUUGCAAGCUAUGGGCGCAGGUUUGCCUUCUGGACAGACGAGGCAAAAUGCUUAUUAGUGGCAAAAACUCAACCUCUGUAUAGGCUAAAAAGAAGCAGAAGCACCACACAAGAUGUCCCACAGCACGUCCAAUCAGUCCAAGAUCGGACAAGAACUGAAGAAGCACUGGUGGACUGCAUUGUGACUUCAAAGGGAACAGAGCAGCAUUUAGUGGAUGUUCUCAAUGGGAAACCAUCAAAGUGGUUCCCCCUAAAGCCACGUGUGCCAGUCUACAUGGACAGUGAGCAGCAGUGUGCCAUUCUUUUUGAACACCUCAAAGCUCUGCUACACAAUUGUAAAACUCAACUGAACUUCACAAAUGAAGUGGAGUUCAUUUGUAGUUUUCUUUUUCCUGAGGCCAUCAUUCAUGGCCUAUGUGAGCUGCAGGCAUUAUCCUGGCAGGAGGCUGAGGAGGUGUUCCUUCGUGGCCCUACUUAUCACCCUAGUGAAGUUGAGGAAUUUGACCGGGUGAUUGCAAAAAGAAUGAGAAAAGAAGCAACAUUUGCCUACCAGAAAGUAAUUAUUUUACCUUAUGCAUUUACAUUACAUUUUACAUUUAUUCAUUUAGCAGACGCUUUUAUCCAAAGCGACUUAUAAAUGAGGAGGUUUUUUGAAUGCAAUUGAAGACGAAAAUAAAGUCACUAACACAAUUCUUUCUUCCUUUUUUCUUUGCUUUCUCCUGUUUACAGCAAGAUGACAGUGAUUAAGGCGAUCGUUAAAUAAAGUACAGAAUUGUUUAUUA
Molecule: messenger RNA, 1014 nt
Organism: Onychostoma macrolepis
Lineage: Eukaryota; Metazoa; Chordata; Actinopteri; Cypriniformes; Cyprinidae
Product: PWWP domain-containing DNA repair factor 3B-like
Exons: 4
Coding region: 159-869 (236 amino acids)
Source: RefSeq, a predicted model, not a curated record